ACCGGCUUGAAUUUCUUGUUUCACAAACAAAGCAUAAAUACUCAGUAAAUUCUUUGUACUUUUGUUUUCUUUCAGUUUUAAGUUCGUACAAGUAAUUAUGAUGCCUGUAAUGUUUGGAUAAUUCAUGGAAGUGUCAAAAAAGGCAUUGAAGCUAUAGCAAAGCAGUAGUUAUAGUACUACAUAUCGGAAUCUCUGGAUAUAUGUUUAAUUUAGUGAUAUUGAACGUUAAAUAGGAUUCUUGAGAAGAACAGGAGAAUCGUGUAUUUAUGACGUGGGAUUUCUUUCAGUGAGCGCUUGAUUUUGUAUAAAGUAAUGAUUUAGGAAGAAUGCUUUUAUUCUCUCUGUUGUAUGGUUUUGGAAGACGUCCAUCACUUACACUAGAAGAUAGCUACAUCUGUUCAAAUACUUUCCUUGGUAGCUCACAUGUAGCCAUUCUUCUACAUCUGGGAAAAUACGGACUUGGAGGGAAAAGGGCUGUUAUUCCUCUUAUUUUGUACAAAAUAGACUAAUUGGGUGAUUGGCACUUGAUCAUGGCCCUGCCAUCCGUGCUCAUUCCUGAGACUGGGCCACUAGUGGGCUAGGCCAUUUCAGAUGCAUAUGGACCCCACCAGAUAAAGAUACCCAGCUGUCUCAGCUACUUAAAAAAAUCACUUGGAAGUUCCUCCAAUCUUGCGACAAAUCUGGGGAGUAGAAGAACCAGUGACGGAUGAAACAUUGUAUAUUAUGUCUGGACUGAUUGAAGGCCUUCCAGACGCUGUUGCACUGAGGUGCCUUGCGCGCGUUCCUUUUUACCUUCACCCAAAGCUGGAACUUGUUUCUCGGUCUUGGAAAGCUGCCAUACACAGUGCUGAACUUUUCAAGGCCCGGCAAGAAGUUGGCUCUUCAGAAGACUUAUUGUGUGUAUGUGCUUUUGACCCAGAGAAUUUGUGGCAACUCUAUGACCCUCUCCGAGACCUUUGGAUUACUCUUCCCGUUCUUCCAUCAAAAAUCAGGCACCUAUCCCAUUUUGGCGCAGUCUCCACUGCUGGGAAAUUAUUUGUGCUUGGUGGUGGCAGUGAUGCAGUUGAUCCACUGACUGGUGACCAAGAUGGAAGCUUUGCCACCAACGAAGUGUGGUCGUAUGAUCCAGUUACAAGGCAGUGGGCUUCACAUGCUUCCAUGCUCGUACCUCGUGCCAUGUUUGCGUGUUGUGCUUUGAAUGGAAAAAUUGUUGUUGCGGGUGGAUUUACCAGCUGUCGGAAAUCAAUUUCCCAAGCUGAGAUGUACGAUCCUGAUAAAGACAUGUGGGUCCAGAUACCCGACCUCCACCGUACCCAUAAUUCAGCGUGCUCAGGUAUGGUGAUUGAGGGAAAAGUGCAUGUACUGCAUAAGGGGCUAUCCACUGUGCAAGUCUUGGACCAUGUGGCUUUGGCAUGGACCGUAAAGGAUUACGGUUGGCUCCAAGGUCCAAUGGCAUUAGUUCAGGGUUCACCCUACGUUAUGAGCCAUUGGGUCAUUUUUAAGCUAGACGGGAAAGAGAAGAAGCUCAUAGUCUCGGCCCAUGAGUUCCGAAGGAGAAUUGGGUUUGCCAUGUUUGGGUUGAGGGAUGAAAUUUAUGUGAUCGGAGGGGUUAUUGGUCCCGAUAGAUGGAAUUGGGACAUUAAACCACUUUCCGAAGUGGAUGUUCUUACAAUUGGGAGCGAGAGGCCGACUUGGCGACAGGGGGCUCCGAUGACUCGGUGUCGUGGUACUAUUCUCGGGUGUGCGCUGUUGAGAGUUUAGGUGAAGGUUGUAAUAUUUUUUUUUCCUUUUUCAGAUGGAUGCAAUGUGAGAUGGUAGUACUCUUGUGGUUGUAGCGUUUGGUUUCUCAUUGAACACAAGAGUGUCCUUUUGCCGUCUCUUCAUGUGUUUGUGAACCGUAAAAUUUUUUGGGUCGCCUAUGUUGUUUCAUCUGUUGAAAAGCUGGAGUAUGCUGUUGACUGAUACAAAUUUGAAUACCAGUGAAGCAGGCAAAAAUUUGGUCA
Syzygium oleosum is the source of this 2003-nucleotide messenger RNA. Its product is annotated as F-box/kelch-repeat protein SKIP30. Lineage: Eukaryota; Viridiplantae; Streptophyta; Magnoliopsida; Myrtales; Myrtaceae. Gene Ontology annotation, molecular function: protein binding. Bases 724 to 1761 code for a protein of 345 amino acids. The transcript has 2 exons. The record is from RefSeq and is a predicted model, not a curated record.